AUGAAUCGAAGAACACUAGUACUUUCUUGCUUCUUAUUGAUACUAUUAACGUCGCUUUGUAUAAGCUUUUUGGUUAAAAUUGUUCCUGAACUAUUAUUAUCAAAUUUGAACGUACAAAGAUCUGGUUCUUCGAACACGACUUCAAACGAACAUGGCUCCAAUUCUUCGAACAUGACUUCAAAUGAACAUGACUCUAAUUCUUCGAACAUGACUUCAAAUGAACAUGGCUCUAAUUCUUCGAACACGAUUUCAAACACAGCCCCCAAAAAUUAUAACAAAACUCUUGGCUUCGAACACAUUUAUGUUAUUAACCUUGCUCAUCGACGAGACAGACAUUUCAAGAUGGGGGGCAUAGAGGAUAUUCUUGAAUUGAAUUUCGAAUUUUUUCCGGCCGUUAGCAUUAAUGACAGCGAGAUUCUCGAUAAAUAUGAUUUCGAUAUUGCACCCAACCAUAAAUCAUGCUACGUUAGUCAUUAUAGAGUUUACGAAUCGAUUGUCCGUAACGGAUACAAUAGCAGCUUGAUUCUGGAAGAUGACAUUGACGUUGAAAUGAACAUCUUAUCAAUCAUGACUGACGUUCACCGCAUUCUACCCACUGAUUGGGAAAUGCUAUACAUUGGACAUUGCUCUUGGGAAAAAGACGGAAAAUUUAUAGGUGAUGCCAGGAGUUUUCAACUGUAUGAAUCCACAUAUCCGGUUUGCACACAUGCUUACGCAGUUUCUCUCUCCGGCGCUAAAAAGUUAUUAAAUGGGCUUCUUAAUCCAUCGUUACCAGUUGAUUUGGAAAUAGGUGAAAAAAUUAAGCAAGGAAAUAUCAAAUCAUAUAGUCUUGAACCAUCGGCCAUCGUUCAAUGGAAAUCGAAGGAUAAUCCUUCCGACGUUUCUCCUGGAGCCAAACAAUGGACCUAUCCUCUAAAGAAAUCCACCCUGCAUUACUUUGGGUUUCAUGAAAUUAAUGAUCAAGAUUAA
Acaulospora morrowiae is the source of this 969-nucleotide messenger RNA. Lineage: Eukaryota; Fungi; Glomeromycota; Glomeromycetes; Diversisporales; Acaulosporaceae. The record is from the annotation of a GenBank genome assembly.